AGUUCGAGAAGACAAAAUCCGUAAAUUCGAUGAGCUCCGUCGACCAGACCGAGACAUGAAUGGAGUGGCAUCUUGGACUGAGCAGUCAGGAGCCAGGUACAGAACAACACAAAAAAGCACUGUUUCGUAGCGCUUGCCGCAUGCAGCAGCCAUAGAGAGAGCGCUGUUCGUGCAAAUGAAUUCUUACACACUGGGGAGCCUUGGAGGGUGGCGAGGUCAGGGGUUGGGGUCAGUGGAGAUCAUGAUGGCGUGAGUUGGAGCGAGAAGCGGCAGACUACAAGCCUAGGAAACCGAGGAUUUUCCCGACUGUGCAUGUCCUGCGAUCCACGAUGCUUCACAUCUGGAGCGCCGCCUUCUGUCAAGCCUGGGCUCAGCGACGAGCAAUCGCUGCAUCUAGCCUUUGACUUAAAUUGCAGGCCCCCGUCGAAUGAACAUGACAGAGAAGGUGGUGCAGGGCUCGCACAGUGCAGUGUGUGUCCCCGAGCGCACCUUCUUUGGUCAGGAUCCUACGAGAGCGGCUUGCGCUAGUACGUUCUAUCUAUAUAGGCUGCAAAGUACGCUUCCACAAGCACCGCCGGGCCAGUGAUGAAAUUCGAGAUCCGUUCCACAUCAUCGAGCAUCAUAGAGUGUUCAGAUCGGUUACCCGCUCGAGAUCUGAUUUGGACCAGGUCUGGCUCGAUUCACUCCGGAGUUCGAGGUCGGGGGUCCGGGAAGAAGAUGACCUGCGAUGCGCACUGUCAGAAUUCUCUGCUGCUGCUUCCCUCUAGAAAAGAGGUGAGUGUACGGUGCCAUAUCUCCGUGGAGCGGCCUAUACUGGAAUUGGUGUUCUUUGAGACCGCGUCGACCGCCUUCAACAUGUUCAUCGAGGAUUGGCCCUGGGAGGAGACCUUCGCACUCGCCGACGCAGACGGAGCAGAUGAAGAAAGAAAUGACCCCUGUAAGUAUUCGCGAGACUUCUGCGCACUCGAGCAUUUGAUGCAAACUCAGCGCACGCAUGAUAUCAUAUGUCCGGUCUGCGAUUCCUGUAUCACCGAGGUCGUGAUUCUGCGAAAGAGGAAGAGGAGUCCAGCUCCUGCUGCGGAUGAAGGCAUGUUCCAGCACGUGAAAUUGCGCAAAGCCGACACCACUGACCUCAACGUUGACCUCGUCAUCAAAGGCCGGGCUUACCCAGGUUACCAAACGGAGGACCGAGGCUGUUUGGUGGGCUUGUGGUCUUUUCUCUUUCGAAAAAGUGACUGAUCGAUUGGCUUUUAGAGUAUCGCUCCGUCCCCAUCUCAACCAAUAGUGCGUGGAGAUCCAUCACUCGCGAAAUCAUUGCGUCACGAGGAAGAAGAUUUGGCAACGAUCAGGCAGGCCUCCAUGCCAAAGGGGGAGGCAUUGAUUUUGUACCAUUGCGUAUUGUGUAAAUACCAUCUGUAUUCUAAAAUCGGGCAGCAUGUUUCAUAGAGCUUUCUUUCUGUCCCGUUCAUCGUUCUCUCUGCGAGUCGCGAAGAACGACAUGUUCACGAUUGCCUUGCCCAUGUCAGGGCACCGCAGCUGAUCUGCCAUCUGCUUAUAAUGUUGUAUUAUUAUAGUUCCUGUGAAAGACGGUAUCCGUUUAAUGCAAUAAACACGGAGACAACUCCGG
Molecule: messenger RNA, 1627 nt
Organism: Marchantia polymorpha subsp. ruderalis
Lineage: Eukaryota; Viridiplantae; Streptophyta; Marchantiopsida; Marchantiales; Marchantiaceae
Source: the annotation of a GenBank genome assembly